CUGGAAGCUGCACAUUGUGGUUUAUUUUUCAGUAGACAAUAUUUCUGCAGCAUGAACAGACAGCGCUCCUUUAUGAGAAGCGUAGCCCUGCUGACUUCCCAGAAAGGCCUCCCAGUCCUCUCAUCCAUCACCUCUGAAUGCCUUGCAAUCUCUCUCUGCACAAACCUCAUUCUGAAAAAAAGCUGGCGUGCCCCUUGAGCAGCUCUCUCCCUGCACGUCCAGACUUGUGGGUGCAGUUCACGUCCUGGGCCUUCGACUGAAGACUUUUGCCAUAGCAGCACCGAGAGCCGAGAGAGCGCGCCCCAGCUCUGCCUCCCUCCUGGUCUGUCUUCUUCAGCCGUCCCUUGCAGUGGAUGAUGAUUGUCUUCCGUUAUCAAGCUGUUUUCAUGGAAGAUGCCCAUGCAAGAUUUCUGUUAUCGUGGAGAAGCUGCUGCACACCAGCGUCAAUACGGCUUUUCACGAAGUAGGACCUUGUUCCAAUGGCAAGGAGACCAAGACAACCGGGGAUCUCGUUCCAUGGCAGUCUUCCUCCGCCUUCAAGCCAUUGAGAGCCUUACGUCUUCUUCCGCCCGCUCCGCUGUUGAAGACUUGUAGACCCAUGGCUCUGGGCUUGGCAGGAUUAUUACAGUGGCGACCUGUUCCUGCCUUGUCACAGCACCGUCAAAAGAUACAGGUGGCUUUUCAGGAGGAAAAGCAUUGUCAUGUGGUAUCCUCACCACAUCCUGGCAGUGCUGCUGCUGCUCGGUCCAUGACUGCUCGUUCCUCAGAGUAACCCCAGCUUAUUCCUCAGCGAACCUCCCUGGAGCUGAGUCCAUUAUCUGCCCCCUGGGGCCAUGCUGGGCAGCAGCACAGCUCUGUGCCCUACUCCCAAGGAGUACAGUGCUUUUGACUGAGACCCCCUCUUCACUGGAUCUCCAGUUCUACCCAACUGUGUUACAAGGAUGGACACGCUACCUUUCAUCCCAUUGAUGCAGGACCACAAGCGGAGGGGAGGCCAGGUUGCGCUGUUCGAGUACUGCUAUGGCAAAAAAAAGAAAAUCCCUGGUGCCAAGCGCAGAGAGUGAGAUGCACCCGUCAGUCAGCAAUGUGAAUGUAGGCAAUGCAUCUUGUAGAGCUCCAGUUCCUAGUAAUUCAUUCCCUGUUCCCACAAGAAUGGUUUGAUCUCCCCAGGUUCGAUACAGGAUGACCAUGAAUAGAAGGAGUGAAAACUAAUGCAAGAAUGACCAUUUGCUUGCUGUGGCUUACCAGUAUCAUGUCGGUUUACAGAGAAGGGGAAUAGAAUUGGCAAUAGCAGAGCAGGUGUCUUGUGCUGAGUCCAAAUUCAGGAUUCUUGCACACUUGUUUUCUCCACAGCCUUGAGCAUUGUGCAGUCCCCCCUGCCCCAUCCUGCAGCCAAGUCUCUACAGAACUGCAGCAAUAUUGAACAAUUUCGGGAAAAAAACCUGCCCAUAACGCUCCAUGAUAGAAAGAUAAGAAGCUUCACGCUGGGCUGCUAAAGGGUUAGCAAGGCACACAGAAAACGGGCCUGGGAGAGGAGUUGUGGGAGUGACUUGGCAGCUGUUCAUGAUAGGAUAUACUAUAGAUCCCACACAGCUCUUCAGAUGCUCUGUGAACUUUUUCUUUCAGGGAUAUUUUGUGUGGAAGAGUGCAGUGUGUUAAUGUUAAAAGCAUACCAGUAAAGGCAGAUGAGGAGACUACAGUCCAGACUCCCAUUAAUAAUACCAUUUGUUGGGGUAUAGACUUCCAUGUCGGGCCAGAUGUUCCUGAUGUGGGAUCGGUGAAAGACGGCACCUUGUGUGAUAAAGACCAGAUGUGUAUAAACAGAACCUGUGUCAGCACAAAUAUUCUGGAGUAUCACUGCCGUGAUGAGAAAUGCAACGGCCAAGGGAUUUGCAACAGCAAUGGAAACUGCCACUGCGACUUUGGAUGGGCCCCCCCAUACUGUACAGAGAAAGGAUCUGGAGGAAGCCUUGACAGUGGACCUCCUCCAUCUACCUCUACUACAUCCUCCAAUACCUUUUUAAUAGGGAUAAUCAUAGGAAGCGUGAUUCUCCUUCUGCUUAUCACCAUUGCAGUGUGUAGUAUUGCCUGUCGCUUUCGAAGGUCUGGUCAGAAAUCACAGACAAGCAAGAAAAAAAACGAUUCUUCUGCUAGUGUAGGCAAGGGCAGUCGAAAGUAAUCAGGAGCAAUUGCGUCUUUGUGCACCAAAAAGGGAUCCUUGAAAAAGGUCAGAAGAGCAUUUUGCCAACUGCUGAGAUAGCGUUUCAUAAUUUCCAGCUCCGUGGGAUUCAUCAAAAGCCUUCUUAUAUCCUCAACCCUGUCAGCGUCUGUCUAUUUUUGUUCACCGGUUAAAAUCUUGUUUUUGCUUAAAUAAA
Molecule: messenger RNA, 2375 nt
Organism: Alligator mississippiensis (American alligator)
Lineage: Eukaryota; Metazoa; Chordata; Crocodylia; Alligatoridae
Product: disintegrin and metalloproteinase domain-containing protein 30-like
Exons: 6
Coding region: 1811-2179 (122 amino acids)
Biological process (GO): male gonad development
Cellular component (GO): sperm head plasma membrane; plasma membrane; external side of plasma membrane
Source: RefSeq, a predicted model, not a curated record